AUGUUCAAUCCAAAAGCAAAAUUACGCACAAAGUGCCCUGUUCCACAUAUUUGGGAUAUAAGAGCCGAAGCUUAUACCUUAGCCUUAUCAGCAAAAAAUGCCAAUGCUGUUGAGGCCACGAAAUUUCCAGAUAUUACAGAAGAAGCUAACAAAAUCCAGAGGGAUAAUCAGAAAAAGGCUGAAGCUAAUCGUAUUAACUAUCCAGAUCAUUUUAUGUUAGAAUCGGUCAGAGAAAGAUUGGAUGGUUAUGAUAUAUUUACUUUACCCAACUUACAAGCUCUCACAGAUAUUAUGGUGAUGCUUUGUAUUCGUCCUGCUGAACUUACAACUUUGUGUAUUACAGAUGCUAGAGUAACGGGAUAUGCGAAGAAUCGGGGUCAACUAGAUAUUCCUAGAAAAUUUAAAUCUAUAGAGAAGAACCAAGAACGAGCUAAGGAACUACUCACUUGGAUACAGAAUUCUAUAUCUUCUGGUCAAAUGGGUAAUCCAGGUAAGCCAGAGGUUAAAUGGUUCAAUAGAUUCUUAAAAGAUUAUAAUCUAAUUCCCAAAUACUUACAAAAAAUGGGUGCCGUUUAUGGUGUAGUAGCGUAUAAGGCUAAGAAUAUAGCCCACGCUUAUACAAUUGCUGGAGAGUGUUUACGUCACUCAUCUGACAACUAUACUUCUCCUGUGCAAAACUACAUUGUGGUAAACUACAGGCCCCGUAGAGUUAGUGCUGAUCAAGCAAGACUAUUCCGAAUCUAUGAUAAAGAUUAA
Messenger RNA from Dentiscutata erythropus, 756 nucleotides. NCBI's taxonomy places the organism in Eukaryota, Fungi, Glomeromycota, Glomeromycetes, Diversisporales, Gigasporaceae. The record is from the annotation of a GenBank genome assembly.